CAUGCUAUACUAUCAUCAGAUUAUUGUUUAAUACUAUUAACGCACCUUCUCGUUCCCUCUCUCGGUGGCAUCUUCAAAACUGACAUUUUUUCCUCUUCUUUCCUCUUGGCCAGCAACACCCAUCUUCUAUCAUGGAUCAAGGCUCUUCCUCUUCCACCAACAAUCAAUUUAUGGAUUAUUCUCCUAUUUCCGUUUUUAAAUUCGAUAGUAGUGACUACCUUGAAUGGGCAAGCUCAAUCCAAAUGAACAUAUAAGAAAAAAGUGUUAUGUAUGUGUCUAUGCCUUAUAGUUGGUAGCAAGACAUGCAAAUGAUUUAUUAGUAUGCUUUUCCCUAUCUCAGCAUGUUAAUCAAUAAAAUAAUGAGGGCAAAUAUACAUAAACAAUUUAUCAUGAUACUAUUUGGAUUGCAUCUGCAUUUGUUUACUUUACCAAAUUGAUCUAAGACACUUUCUUGAUUUCAUAUUUGUUGCUGUGAUUACUAUGCCAAAUUGAUCUAAGACACAAUUUCUUGAUUUCUUAUUUAAGAAAUACUAAAUAAUUGGCUAAUAACUAUGGCCAAUUAUAAAUGUAAAAUGGUUGACAAAGAUUAGACAUAAAAACCAUAUACUCAAAUAAUUUUUCUUCCAUGGUUUAUGAAACAGCACUUCAAAAUGAGAAGAGCUGAUCACUUGGCUAGAGAACAACGGAAGAAAGAAUCAAAAGACACAUCGGGUGUUCAAAGACCAAUUCGUACUAGGGGACAAACAUAUGGUAUUGACAAUACAAUACUAUCAUGGAUAAUCUACACCACUUUUCUAGAGAACACUAUUGUGAAAUACAUGAACCCGAAGCUUGGUCGUGUUGUAUUAGAGGGAACAAUCAAGAGUCCAGGCAUUUUAUGCCAUUGUUGCUAUACAGUACUUACAGUUAAAGAAUUCCAAAUUCAUGCCGGUUAUUAUAAUGGACCAAGACCAUACGCCAAUAUUUUUGUUGAGCCUGGGAUUCCAUUAUUGGACUGCAUGGUUAAAUCUUGGAUAGACAUACAAAAGACUAAUACUCAUCUUAUGCCCGACGAUGCUUGUGUCAAAUUCACAAAUGAAGGGGAUUUUAUUUGUUGUUCUAAAUGUGGUUUUAUGUAUAAUCAACAUUGUAAUAGAAAAAAGGAUGCAUCAGAAGUAUCUUGGUUAUGCCCUUAUUGCAUUUGCAAAUCUUGUGGGAAAACUGGUGCGGAUGAAGAUAUUUUGAUCACAUGUAACCAAUGUGAAAAAUAUUAUCACUGGAGAUGUUAUGUAAACAAGAAUGUCGAGUUUGUUGAUCUUAACUAUAACUGGAGUGCAUUUUGUGAUCAUAACUGCAAGAAGGUAUACAAAGAAUUAAGAAAAACACUUGGAGUUAAGACUGAGCUUAACAAUGGGUUUUCAUGGACUUUGUUGGGCCCAAUUAAUCAAGAGUUUGAUGCGUUCUUGGAUGAUGAGUAUGAGAUCGCUGUAUACCAUUCUAAGCUCGCAAUUGCAAGGAACGUGAUGGAGGAGUGCUUCCAUUCUAUUUCUGGCAGCCACGCAAAAAUCAGUGGGAUCGAUCACAUUACUUAUAAUUAUCAAGCCAUUUUUAAGGGAUCCUAUAUUGCUGUUUUGGAGAAGGAUGACGAGAUUUUUUCAAUGGCAUGUUUAAGAAUUUGUGGGACAAAGCUCGCUGAGAUUCCAUUUAUUGCCACCUGUGAAAAAUACCGUAAUAAAGGGAUGUGCAAACGAUUAAUGUUUGGAAUCGAAUGGGCUCUUCGACAUCUUCAAAUUGAAAACUUAGUAAUUUCAUUCUCUAAAGAAAUGGCUAGUCAUUGGAUUCGACACCAUCGCUUUAAAAAGAUUGAAAGCUCAUUAGAAGAUGAUAUAAGGCACAUGAAAACCUUACUGUUCUUCCAUAAUACAACGAAAAUACAAAAGACCUUAACACCCAAACCAGAGAAGUCAAAGAUUGUCUUUGAUGUUGAUUUAAACCUAGCAGUUGAAGAUCAAGGACAGAUAGGGUAGAUGAUUAUGAAAUAAUCUAUAGAAGAUGAUCUGGGUUUUAGCAUAGACUUAUUGAAAAUUAAUUAUCUUGUUUUGAUAAUAAUUGUACCUUGGGAUAAAUUUUAGUUUAUGGAUUAGUUUCAAGUUUUUGUAAUGGUGUUUCGAUAACAGUGACUUGCACUGUUUUUCUUAUUCUUAAAGU
Molecule: messenger RNA, 2187 nt
Organism: Impatiens glandulifera
Lineage: Eukaryota; Viridiplantae; Streptophyta; Magnoliopsida; Ericales; Balsaminaceae
Product: increased DNA methylation 1-like
Exons: 8
Coding region: 633-2006 (457 amino acids)
Biological process (GO): negative regulation of DNA-templated transcription
Molecular function (GO): transcription corepressor activity; acyltransferase activity, transferring groups other than amino-acyl groups
Source: RefSeq, a predicted model, not a curated record